This is a messenger RNA of Pongo pygmaeus (Bornean orangutan), 6010 nucleotides long. RefSeq names its product putative POM121-like protein 1-like. Lineage: Eukaryota; Metazoa; Chordata; Mammalia; Primates; Hominidae. The record is from RefSeq and is a predicted model, not a curated record.
AUGUCUACUCGUACCUUACCAAUGAGGGUAUCCAGUAUCUCCGGAAUUACCUUCAUCUGCCCCUGGAGAUUCUGCCUGCCACCCUACGCUGCAGCCGUCCAGGGACUGGCAGGCCUCGGUCUAAAGUACCUAUUGCAUGCCCCCCCACAUCCGCCUCCCGCCAUUGCCAGCAAGUGCUUUGCGCGGGUACCACAGCAAGCCAGUGCUGUGUGCGCCAAAUUCCAGGGCGUCCUCCAGCUCAGCCACUACACUGAGCACAAGGAAUCUCUGUGGGACCCAGGAGCAGGUAGCCACCCAUUUGGGGCCCACAACACCUGGCUGUCCCCAGACUUGUGGCCAGGGAAGAUAGUAUUGAGGGCCCUCAAGGAGAGCGGGGCAGGGAUGCCUGAGCAGGACAAGGACCCUAGAGUCCAAGAGAAUCCUGACGAUCAGAGAAGGGUCCCCGAGGUCACCGGGGAUGCACGGUCUGCAUUUCGGCCCCUGCGGGACAACAGAGGCCUCUCUCCCUUUGUGCCCAGGCCCGGGACUCUGCAGAGAGACCUCCAUGCCCAGAGGUCAGAAGUCAGAUAUAACCAAAGAUCCCAGACCUCCUGGACGAGCUCGUGCCCUGAACAAAAUGCCAUCUCGAGCUCCCACAGCUCUACGGGAGGCCUCCCGGGGCUAAAGCAGAGGAGGGGGCCAGCCUCAUCCCACUGCCAGCUGGCCCUCAGUUCCUCAAAGACAGUGAGUGAGGACGGACCUCAGGCUGUCUCUUCGGGUCACACCCAGUGUGAAAAGACGGCAGAUAUAGCACCAGGGCGGACACUGGCCCUCAGGAAUGGCUCCCCCAGAUCCCAGGCCUCUAGGCCCCAUAAACGCAAGCUUCCCCUGCCGCAACACAGGCAAGAGGAUCCUCUGAUACUGCCACCUCCCUUAGAGCUGGGGUUCCGGGUCACUGCCGAAGACCUGGACCUGGAGAAGGAGGCGGCAUUCCAGCGCAUCAACAGUGAACUGCGGGCUGAGGCCAAGGCCAUCUCGGACUGUAGACCCUCACGGUCUUCCCACACUUUGUCCUCACUUGCAACACGGGCUUCUGGUGUGCCCACUGCCUCUAAAGCACCCAGUAUGGAUGCACAGCAGGAGAGACACAAGUCCCAAGACUGCCUGGGCCCAGUGGCCCCCCUAGCUUCUGCUGCAGAGGUCCCCUCUACAGCUCCUGUGUCUGGGAAGAAGCACAGACCACCAGGCCCCCUGUUCUCCUCCUCAGAUCCCAUUCCUGCCAUCUCUUCCCACUCCCGGGACUCAGCCCAGGUCACCUCGCUGAUUCCUGCCCCCUUCCCAGCUGCAAGCAUGGAUGCAGGCAUCAGAAGAAAAAGGCCUGGCACUUCUGCUCCUGCAGCUGCCGCAGCAGCCCCUCCCCUCUCCACAUUGAACCCCACAUUGGGGUCACUACUGAAUGGAGUGGAUGGAGGCCCUUCACAUUUCUGGGCCGCAGCCACGGCUGCAGCAGGUGCCCAGAGGUCAGAAGUCAGAUAUAACCAGAGAUCCCAGACCUCCUGGACGAGCUCGUGCCCCAAACAAAAUGCCAUCUCGAGCUCCCACAGCUCUACGGGAGGCCUCCUGGGGCUAAAGCAGAGGAGGGGGCCAGCCUCAUCCCACUGCCAGCUGGCCCUCAGUUCCUCAAAGACAGUGAGUGAGGACGGACCUCAGGCUGUCUCUUCGGGUCACACUCAGUGUGAAAAGACGGCAGAUAUAGCACCAGGGCAGACACUGGCCCUCAGGAAUGGCUCGCCCAGAUCCCAGACCUCUAGGCCCCGUAAACGCAAGCUUCCCCUGCCGCAACACAGGCAAGAGGAUCCUCUGAUGCCGCCACCUCCCUUAGAGCUGGGAUUCCGGGUCACUGCCGAAGACCUGGACCUGGAGAAGGAGGCGGCAUUCCAGCGCAUCGACAGUGAACUGCGGGCUGAGGCCAAGGCCAUCUCGGACUGUACACCCUCACGGCUUUCCCACACUUUGUCCUCACUUGCAACAGGGGCUUCUGGUGUGCCUGCUGUCUGUAAAGCACCCAGUAUGGAUGCACAGCAGGAGAGACACAAGUCCCAAGACUGCCUGGGCCCAGUGGCCCCCCUAGCUUCUGCUGCAGAGGUCCCCUCUACAGCUCCUGUGUCUGGGAAGAAGCACAGACCACCAGGCCCCCUGUUCUCCUCCUCAGAUCCCCUUCCUGCCACCUCUUCCCACUCCCGGGACUCAGCCCAGGUCACCUCGCUGAUUCCUGCCCCCUUCCCAUCUGCAAGCAUGGAUGUGGGCAUCAGAAGAACAAGGCCUGACACUUCUGCUCCUGCAGCUGCUGCAGCAGCCCCUCCCCCCUCCACAUUGAACCCCACAUCGGGGUCACUACUGAAUGGAGUGGAUGGAGGCCCUUCACAUUUCUGGGCCUCAGCCACAGCUGAAGCAGGUGCCCAGAGGUCAGAAGUCAGAUAUAACCAGAGAUCCCAGACCUCCUGGACGAGCUCGUGCCCUGAAGGAAAUGCCAUCUCGAGCUCCGACAGCUCUACGGGAGGCCUCCCGGGGCUAAAGCAGAGGAGGGGGCCAGCCUCAUCCCACUGCCAGCUGGCCCUCAGUUCCUCAAAGACAGUGAGUGAGGACGGACCUCAGGCUGUCUCUUCGGGUCACACCCAGUGUGAAAAGACGGCAGAUAUAUUACCAGGGCACACACUGGCCCUCAGGAAUGGCUCCCCCAGAUCCCAGGCCUCUAGGCCCCGUAAACGCAAGCUUCCCCUGCCGCCACGCAGGCAAGGGGAUCCUCUGAUGCUGCCACCUCCCUUAGAGCUGGUGUUCCGGGUCACUGCCGAAGACCUGGCCCUGGAGAAGGAGGCGGCAUUCCAGCGCAUCAACAGUGAACUGCGGGCUGAGGCCAAGGCCAUCUCGGACUGUAAACCCUCAUGGCCUUCCCACACUUUGUCCUCACUUGCUACAGGGACUUCUGGUGUGCCCACUGUCUCUAAAGCACCCAGUAUGGAUGCACAGCAGGAGAAACACAAGUCCCAAGACUGCCUGGGCCCAGUGGCCCCCGUAGCUUCUGCUGCAGAGGUCCCCUCUACAGCUCCUGUGUCUGGGAAGAAGCACAGACCACCAGGCCCCCUGUUCUCCUCCUCAGAUCCCCUUCCUGCCACCUCUUCCCACUCCCGGGACUCAGCCCAGGUCACCUCGCUGAUUCCUGCCCCCUUCCCAGCUGCAAGCAUGGAUGUGGGCAUCAGAAGAACAAGGCCUGGCACUUCUGCUCCUGCAGCUGCCGCAGCAGCCCCUCCCCCCUCCACUUUGAACCCCAUGUCGGGGUCACUACUGAAUGAGUGGAUGGAGGCCCUUCACAUUUCUGGGCCGCAGCCACGGCUGAAGCAGGUGCCCAGAGGUCAGAAGUCAGAUAACCAGAGAUCCCAGACCUCCUGGACGAGCUCGUGCACCAAGCGAAAUGCCAUCUCGAGUUCCUACAGCUCUACGGGAGGUCUCCCGGGGCUAAAGCGGAGGAGGGGGCCAGCUUCACCCCACUGCCAGGUGACCCUCAGUUCCUCAAAGACAGUGAGUGAGGACAAACCUCAGGCUGUCUCUUCGGGUCACACCCACUGUGAAAAGACGGCGGAUAUAGCACCAGGGCAGACACUGGCCACCAGGAGUGGCUCCCCCAGAUCCCAGGCCGACAGGCCACGUAGACGCAAGUUUCCCCUGCUGCCACGCAGGCGAGGGGAGCCUUUGAUGCUGCCACCUCCUUUGGAGCUGGGGUUCCGGGUCACUGCUGAAGACCUGGACCUGGAGAAGGAGGCGGCAUUCCAGCGCAUCAACAGUGAACUGUAGGCUGAGGCCAAGGCCAUCUCGGACUGUACACCCUCAUGGCCUUCCCACACUUUGUCCUCACUUGCAACAGGGGCUUCUUGUGUGCCCACUGUCUCUAAAGCACCCAGUAUGGAUGCACAGCAGGAGAGACACAAGUCCCAAGACCGCCUGGGCCCAGUGGCCCCCCUAGCUUCUGCUGCAGGGGCCCCCUCUACAGCUCCUGUGUUUGGCAUGGAGCACAGACCACCAGGCCCCCUCACGUUCUCCUCCUCAUAUCCCCCUCCUACCACCUUUUUCUACUAAUGGUACUUCUGGUACUCAGCCCAGGUCAUGUGGCAGAUUCCUGCCCCCUUCCCAGCUGCAAGCAUGGACGGAAGCAUGAGAAGCCCACAGCCUGGCACUUCUGGAGCCAGUUGCAGCCCUACAGCCGCACCCACGGUAAUUCGGAGUAGAGUUGGAUCCACGUCUGCAUUCCGUCAGAAGAAAAUCUUUUAAGAGAAAGGACCAAAGGAAAUAGGGCAUGAGGGGGCCUGAACACCCAGGGGGCCCCCCAGGCAGAGCACUUCCAUGGUGACCGUGGGACCUGGCACGGGGAGCAACUUCUGUUGGGUGGCACUUCUGUCUUUACUUUCCAUCACAUCCCUGGGGGACCAUUUAAACCAACGCCUGCAAUUGCAAGUCGGGGAUCCAGUGCCACUGCAAACAAGGCAGGCUGCACGUGCAAGUCUGGGCCAUCCUCUGACCCUAGCAACUCCACUUCCCGCGUGGGCACAGCAAGGAGGAACCUGGCUUCUAAGGUUCCCUCAUGCGCUGUCAGGAGUUCUGCUGGACACAGGUCCAAUGCGCCAUCCUCCAGCUCAUCCUUCUCCACGUCGGGCUUUUGAGCCCAUCAUAAAAUCCAAUAAAUUCCUAGAGUGAGGUCCAGAAGAGUUGUGUCUAUGUUUCCUUCCAAUAUUUUUGUAGUUUCGUAUCUUAGCAUUCACAUUUCCGUCUUGAAUCUAUCUCGAGGUGAUUUUUCUAUAUGCUGAGAGAUAAAGGUCCAGUUUCAUUCUUCUGCAUGUGGCUAUCCAACCCUCCCAGUGCCAUUCAUUGAAGAGGGUGUCCUUUCCCCAGUGUGUGUUUCUGUCGGCUCUGUCAAAGAUCAAUUGGCUGUGAAUAUGUGUCUGUCUUUCUGGGUUCUCUCAUCUGUCCCAUUGAUCUAAGUGUCUAGUUUUAUGCUAGGAUUAUACUAUUUUGGUUACUAUGCACUUGUCAAAAAUUUUGUAGUCUAAUUUGCAGUGAAAUGGGAUGCCUCUAGUUUUGUUGUUUUUGCUGAGCAUGACUUUGGGUCUUUGAGCUCUUUUUUGGUUCUUUUUUAUGAAUUUUAGGACUUUCCAGUUCCGUGAGUGAUGACAUUGGUAUUUUGGUAGGGGUUGUAUUGAAUCUCUAGACUGCUUCGGGCAGUAUGGUCAUUUUAAUGCUAUGAAUUCCUUCCACGAGCAUGAAAUGAUUGUCCAUUUCUUUGUGUCCUCUUAAACAUUUUCAUCAGCGUUUUGUAGUUUUCCUUGUAGAAAUCUUUCACCUCCUUGGUAAAAUUUCUUCUGUGGCAUACAUCUUUCCAUGUUGUUGCUAUUGUAAAUGGGAUUGCCUUCUUAAUUUAUUUCCCAACCAGACCAUUAUUGGUGUAUAGAAAUGCUGCUGAUUUUUUUGUUGUUGUUGUUGAUUCUGUAUCCUGCAAAUGACUGUAUUAAUUUAUUUAUCAAGUUUAGGGGUUUUCUGGUGGAGCCUUGACAUGUUUCUAGAUCCAAGAUCACAUCUUCAUCAGACAAGGAUAAUUCGAUGUCCUCUUUUCCAGUGUGGAAGCCUUUUAUUGUUUUCUCUUGCCUGAUUGUGUGAUGUCGAAUAGGAGUGGUGAGAACGGCAUCCUUGUCUUGUUCCUGUUUACAGAGGAAAUGCUUUCAACUUUCCCCCAUUCUAUAAUAGGUUAGCUAUGGCUUCGUUGUAUCAGCUUUGAUUAUUUUCAGUAAUGUUGUUUUGUUUGUUUGUGUUUUUUGAGAGAGAGUCUUGCUCUUGCCACCCAGGCUGGAGUGCAAUGUUGUGAUCUUGGCUCACUGCUACCUCCGCCUCCUGGGUUCAAGCGAUUCUCCUGCCUCAGCCUCCUGAGUAGCUGGGAUUACAGGUGCCUGCCACCACGCCCGGCUAAUUUUUGUACUUUUAGUAGAGA